AUGCACAUGCUCCAGUUGAUGCGAUCGAGAGAAUUGGUCACCGAGAGUGGUAUCCUGAGUGCGACAGAAGACUUUCUUUUCAUCCCUCUUGUGUCGAGAGACUCUGACCAGCUUCAACCGCCUUUGAAGAAGCACAUGGUUGACAAUCUCUUUAUUUCACAUUUCCAUGCCCCCGAGGCUGGGUAUAGGUAUCUCGAAGAAGAUGACUGGCUUUCAGAUGGACAAAUCUCUGCUUCAUCUGUAAUCCACAAGUCGAAAGAAACCAAAAUACAGAGGGCUACAGUUAGUCCGAAGGAUAUGGAACAACUACGUGAGACAAGUACAACAAUCAGCACGAGUGCCGAAGUUGCUCGAUACAUCCAGGAUAUUGUUGUAUUUCUGCGUCUGAGUCGUGCAGUUUCUGGUGGGGUAUCGGCAAAAGCAAACAUUGAAUUCUCUCGUUUUGCACAACUUCUGGCUCCUCUACAUGGUAUUGAUUAUCUGACUCCCUCAAUUGUGGCACUGGCUGCGAGGAAGGUCUUCCGUCAUCGCCUCAUCGUCACAGCCCCAGGCGAGGACCGCAGUCUACAGUACGGAAGUAAUCUACGCGCAGUAUCUCAUGUACUCGCCGAUGUAACACCAGAUUCAAUACUUGACGGUGUUCUGGCUCUCGAGCCACCGCUAUAA
This is a messenger RNA of Penicillium soppii, 666 nucleotides long. RefSeq lists its product as uncharacterized. The record is from RefSeq and is a predicted model, not a curated record. NCBI's taxonomy places the organism in Eukaryota, Fungi, Ascomycota, Eurotiomycetes, Eurotiales, Aspergillaceae. The coding region runs from base 1 to 666 and encodes 221 amino acids. The transcript has 5 exons.